UCAACGGACAACCCCCAUAAUUUGGUCAAAACUAUUAAAAAUUAAUCUACGUUAGGUUUAAUAAGCAUUGAUUUACCCUAAGCCGUGCCUAGAAGGUUAAAGUUUUGAAAAAUGGUGUUUUAAAGCUUUCUGCAUUGUUGCCGCCGGGUUAGUUAGGUAGACAAAAUGAAAAGAUCUUGCGUUUGAAUAUUAGUUGCUAUUUAUUAUAUUUAAAUAUAUAUUUACACUUAUGAAUGAUUUUACGAUCUUACUACCAAGUACAUUUUUUUUUUAUAUUUUAAAAAGAAAACAAAAACAAUGUGUAUGGUUAUUCACAGUACGAGAUACAUAAUUGCGAUUGGUUGAAAAAUCGGAGGCUGUGGCAUCAAUGAAAAAGAUUAAAGCAGUAGGACCAGAUGAAGUGCCAGUAGAAGUAUGAAAAAUAUUAGGCAGUAUUAAAAUAAGGUGGUUGAAGGAACUUUUAAAUAAAAUCUUAUUAGAAGGGAAAAUACCAAAUGAAUGUAGGAAUAGUACUGUGGUGCUGAUAUUUAAAGGUAAAGGUGACAUACAGGAGUGUGGAAAUUAUAGAGGCAUAAAGCUUAUGACUCAUAGUAUGAAAAUUAUUAUUAUUUUAUCGUAUUAUAAGCAUAGACAAUUAUUUUGAUAGGGGAAAACAGAUGGCGAAUAAAAUAGAUAACACUAGUUAGUUUCCCAAGUGGCGUCGAGCCGUUUAAUGAAAAAAAAAAGAAUUGUAACACAAAAGAAUAUAUGAGAACCAAAAGUAACAAUAAUACUAAUAUGGAUCUGUCGACAGAAUGACAAAAAAAUGACCGAAACUGCAGUGGCGGAUUUGGUUGGGUUCGUGGACGGUGCAAUCAACGAGAUAAGUGUCACGAAGAUGACUGACUGGACUUAUUAUUGCGGCGAGUAUUCGACGCUAAGCAUUUAUUGGACUUUACACCACGACGAUAACGAGUGUGUGUAACGGUCCGGUUUACAGUGGAGCGGUGGCUGAGAAGGAGCUGAUACGACCGCGGGGUGUCAAACGUGUGACAACGCCGUGACCGUGUCAAUUUGUUUUCCUAAUACUUCUGCAACAUAGACGAUUUCGCUGUACAACCAGAUGAACAAUUAAUGAUGAUGAAAACUAUAGCACCAAUCAAUCAACCGACCGUUAAUGAAUUCAAUAUAAAUAACGACAGUUUCUGUCAGUCAUUACACAAUUUAAGACGAUCGGAUUUAAAAAAAAUGUUUUCUAAUAAUAUCAACGAUUUGGAUGUCCCAGUCUCUCUUGACACUUAUCGAGUUUAUACAUGUACAAUGCCUAUUGUACCCGAUACUAAUCAAUUAUCACACAACAAAAUGUCUUUUGGAUUGAAAAUUACAAAGUUUUUUAAAAAUAUAAUCAUACCAAACUGUCCUAUGUCUUUCAUGACAUACCUUGCUGAUGAUAUAGAUGACCAGAAAAAAAAAAAUGAUUUAAAGAGUUCUACUAAAAAAUUCAGAAUUAGUGAAUUGCCAAUUUAUUCAGAGGAAAAUAAAUGCCCACAAGAUGAAGAAAAAACGGACAAUAAUUCUAUAAAACUUUCGAUGGAUGACCCAAAAAGAAUCGCUAAAAUCAUUAAUGAUACUAUAACAAAUGUAGGCAAUAAAACGAUAAAUUUCAAAAAUAAUAUUUACUUCAAAAUUGGCGAAAUAAAAGACAACAUUGAUGAAUAUCGUAAAGAAUUCCUAGAAAAGUUAAGAGCAGAAGAAAAUUUACAUUUAAGAUGCGCAUUUAUAAUGACUGGCGGUGUGACAGGUGUCAUAUUAGCUCUGCGACGAGGGAAGUUUAAAAAAACCUUAUACAGCACACUUGGUACUAUAUCUACUACUGCACUUUGUUAUCCAGAUCAAGCCAAAAAAGCUUAUCAAAUGACAAGACAUGGAAUUAAAAUGGCUUACUAUAAAUUUAAUGGAUUUGACUUAUCUGAUCACUAUGAGAAAAAUGAUCCAAAAGUUAAAAUUAUAAAGAAUGAACAAAUCACAUUAGAAGAUGAACUUAAAGAAAUAACUGAACGACUUUUUUCAAAAAAUGAAAAUUUCAAUAAUACUCCACAUGAAAAUGAUAAAACUGCAUUGAAGAAUCAAGAUCCUGUAAUUAUAUUUAAGAGAAAAGUGUUUCAAAAUGGUAAUGAAGAUGCAGAUUCAUCAAAUCCAAAUAGAAAAUGAUACUUAAAUUAACUAAUCAGAUAACAAUUCAUUAUCACUAAUAUGUGCAUUUCUAUCAAAAAUUAUUUACUUUGCUAGAGACAUUUUCUAAAUUUACAUGAACUUAUAAAUUGUAUUUAUCAACUAUUAGCUUCGAUACGUAGCUGUUAAGCUUAAAUUAUUUUUUUCCAUUAAUUACUAUUCCUAAAUAGCUUAAAGUAAUUUUUUUAUUAAAUCAGUUAACCCAAUUAUAGUUAGGAUAUUAAAAUUAUUUUUAAAACAUCUAAAUUAUGUACUGAUAGUAUCUCCUGUGUGCGAGUACUUUCGCACGCCAG
This is a messenger RNA of Daktulosphaira vitifoliae (grape phylloxera), 2504 nucleotides long. RefSeq lists its product as uncharacterized. The transcript has 7 exons. Gene Ontology annotation, biological process: cristae formation. Gene Ontology annotation, cellular component: MICOS complex. The record is from RefSeq and is a predicted model, not a curated record. Bases 1114 to 2190 code for a protein of 358 amino acids. Lineage: Eukaryota; Metazoa; Arthropoda; Insecta; Hemiptera; Phylloxeridae.